Trifolium pratense (red clover) is the source of this 1034-nucleotide messenger RNA. RefSeq names its product lipid phosphate phosphatase epsilon 2, chloroplastic-like. Lineage: Eukaryota; Viridiplantae; Streptophyta; Magnoliopsida; Fabales; Fabaceae. Gene Ontology annotation, biological process: protein N-linked glycosylation; lipid biosynthetic process. Gene Ontology annotation, molecular function: dolichyldiphosphatase activity. Gene Ontology annotation, cellular component: endoplasmic reticulum membrane; intracellular membrane-bounded organelle. The transcript has 5 exons. Bases 42 to 896 code for a protein of 284 amino acids. The record is from RefSeq and is a predicted model, not a curated record.
CUACUCUCUCGCCUCAACAGAUUCUUUCAAAUUCAAAUCAUAUGCUGCAAUCGUUCCACAUGACCGCAGCAGCCACCCUUUGCUAUAACCCAUGUUACAAUUUUUCGAGGACAAAUCAGCCUAAACAAAGAUACUUAAGAAACAAUUCAUUUUCUCCUAAUUUGUCUACUUCAAGAUCAUUCACUUCUGGGUUUCUUCCUUUCAAACUCUGCAUCAAAACUGCGAUGGAUGGAAUUGUAAGAACGGCUGCUCACAGAGAUGGAACGACUGAUGAACAUAUUGAAGUGCUUGAACAAGAAGCUUUUGUUGGUAGGCCAUCUGAAUUGCAGCAAAAGUAUUUCUUCCAGGAGGUGGAAUCAACUCUUAAUCGACUGACAAAGUGGAUAGUAUCUGCUCUCUUUGGUGUUUUCGUUAUUUGGAGGCAUGAUGCAGAAGCCCUGUGGUUUGCAGGGGGAUCUGUUGUAAACGCAGUGCUUUCUGUUUUACUCAAACAAAUACUGAAUCAGAAACGACCUUCAACCGUGAAAUCUGAUCCUGGGAUGCCUUCUUCACAUUCUCAAUCCAUCUUCUUUGCUGUCAUGUUUAUUAUCUUGUCAAGUGUUGAAUUGUUAAAAGUCAAUGCAUUCACCAUUACUAGCAGUGGCCUGGCUUUGGCAUUUGGUUCUUAUUUGUCAUACCUUCGGGUGUCGCAAAAACUUCAUACAGUGAGCCAAGUGGUUGUUGGAGCUGUUGUUGGGUCCAUUUUCUCUAUCCUGUGGUAUUGGCUAUGGAAUGCUUUUGUGCUUGAUGCUUUUGUAUCCUCUUUGUGGGUCAGAAUCGUUGUUGUUUUGGGGUCUGUAGCAUUUUGCAUAGGUUUUCUUUUACAUGUGAUUCGCCAUUGGCUUAAAGACGAAUGAAACUUGAUUAAAAUGUGUUAUACCAUCAACAUUGUAUAUUUGUAUCAAGCUGUAACUGCAAGGACUAAGGCAUUGUAUUAUGAUUCAUUGUAAAGUAGAAUUUUUACAAAAUCUCUUUUCAUCAAUUUUUUUUACAAA